AUGUUAUCUUUAGGUACUGAGUGUAAAAAAAUCACUGGUGAAAGGAGAAGUGGUAGUGGUGGGGGGAAGAACAAUACUGGUGGAAGGAAGAGCAAUACUGGUGGGGGAAAGAGCAAUACUGGUGGAGGGAAGAGCAAUACUGGUGGAGGGAAAAGCAAUAUUAGUGGAGGGAAGAGCAAUACUGGUGGGGGAAAGAGCAAUACUGGUGGAGGGAAGAGCAAUACUGGUGGAGGGAAGAGCAAUACUGGUGGAGGGAAGAGCAAUACUGGUGGAGGGAAAAGCAAUACUGGUGGAGGGAAAAGCAAUACUGGUGGAGGGAAAAGCAAUACUGGUGGAGGGAAAAGCAAUACUGGUGGAGGGAAAAACAAUACUUGUGGAGGGAAGAGCAAUACUGGUGGAGGGAAGAGCAAUACUGGUGGAGGGAAGAAUGGUAGUGGUGGGAGGAAGAGUGGUAUCAACAGUGGAGGGAUCAAUGGCAGUUGGGCAAUCAACAAUGAUGUCAGUAAAG
Molecule: messenger RNA, 508 nt
Organism: Amphimedon queenslandica
Lineage: Eukaryota; Metazoa; Porifera; Demospongiae; Haplosclerida; Niphatidae
Product: loricrin-like
Exons: 2
Source: RefSeq, a predicted model, not a curated record